Molecule: messenger RNA, 1778 nt
Organism: Juglans regia (Persian walnut)
Lineage: Eukaryota; Viridiplantae; Streptophyta; Magnoliopsida; Fagales; Juglandaceae
Product: carboxyl-terminal-processing peptidase 3, chloroplastic-like
Exons: 12
Coding region: 40-1581 (513 amino acids)
Biological process (GO): proteolysis
Molecular function (GO): serine-type peptidase activity; protein binding; endopeptidase activity
Source: RefSeq, a predicted model, not a curated record
CGUUUUCUUACUUUUCUCGAAGCUAACUGUAACCGAAAAAUGGAGCCGGCUCUGUGCCACAACUUGAAUCUCAAACCAACCCAUUGCUCACCAAUCUCAACCGAACUGCCGAAACCCAUUUCACGAUCAUCCCAUUCUCAUAGGCUUUCAUGCUUAAACCGCCAAAGAAGCGAGAACUGGAGCGCGUUGAUAAUGCCCUGUGCUUCGUACAAACCAAAGUCUGAGGCACUUGGUACCCAACUCAUCGGACCGCUCGUAAAAGGGCUUUUCGGGUUUGCCGCCGCAGCCACUACUUUAGUCUCGGUCUGCUGCGACUCCCCGGCUCUCGCCCAGCCACUUACCGUUGCUUUUCCGGUCUCACGAGCUCGAGAGGUGAAUACAGUUCAAAGAACACUUGUGGAGGCUUGGGGUUUGAUUCGAGAAACAUUUAUAGACCCAUCAUUUAAUCAUCAAGAUUGGUUACAUGAAACAAUGGUGGAACUGUUUCCCCUGAGAUCAGCCGAUGCGGCGUAUACGAAAAUAAGUGGAAUGCUUUCUACUCUUGGAGAUCCAUUUACUCGGAUUAUCAGUCCAGAGGAAUAUCAAAGUUUCAGAAUUGGUAGUGAUGGGAAUUUGCAGGGAGUCGGCCUUCUCAUAAAUGCUGAGCCAAGGACGGGACACCUGGUUGUUUUGGCUACAGUAGAUGGUAGCCCAGCUGCUCGUGCUGGCAUUCAUGAAGGAGAUGAGUUGAUUGAGAUUAAUGGAGAGAGGCUUGAUGGCCUUGAUAGUGAAGCAGCAGCACAGAAGCUUAGAGGGCAUGUUGGAACAGCUGUUGCAGUUAAAGUCCGCAGUAGAAAAGAUUUGGCUAGUGAUUCUGGUGUCAGAGAGGUCAAACUACCUAGGGAGUAUAUUAAGCUCUCUCCCAUAUCAAGCACCAUCAUCCCUCAUAGAACUGGAGAUGGCCGUCUGACAAAAAUUGGUUAUGUGAAGCUCUCAGCUUUCUCUCAGACUGCUGCUGCUGAUAUGAAAAAUGCACUUCAUGAAAUGGAAAGUCAGAAUGUACAGGCAUAUAUACUUGAUCUGCGGAACAAUCCGGGGGGCCUGUUAAAAGCAGGACUUGAUAUUGCCCAAAUAUGGCUUGAUGGGGAUGAGACUCUUGUGAACACAAUUGAUCGGGAUGGAAACAUGUCGCCCAUCAACAUGGUCAAUGGGCAUGCUAUAACUCACGAUCCACUUGUUGUGCUUGUCAAUGAGGGGAGUGCAAGCGCAAGUGAGAUUUUGGCAGGAGCGCUACACGACAAUGGCAGGGCUAUGCUUGUUGGGCACAAAACCUUUGGGAAAGGUAAAAUUCAGAGUGUCACAGAGCUCCAUGACGGUUCAGCCCUCUUUGUAACAGUCGCGAAGUACCUAUCCCCCGCACUUCAUGACAUAGAUCAGGUUGGCAUAACACCCGAUGUGCAGUGCACGACAGAGAUGCUAAAUUCUCCCAAGGAUUCGUUUUUAAGGGAUAAGAGCUCCGUUGUGAACCUGGAAGCGGAUUCCUGUAUCAUGGUGGCAGAGCACGAACUGGACAUUCAACAGUCCAAAGGGACUGCGUCUUGAAAGAUGGCAUGCGCUGUCAUAUUGCUUUGAGGCUUAGAAAUUUUCUGUACAGAUGCUAUGGAAGAAUACACACGGCAUAAUGUAUGUUGUGCAUGUGCUUGUAUGUUGUAAUUUUGCAAGUUACAACUCGGUGGAUACGUACAGGUAUAUCAAAAUAAACAAAAAAAAUUAUUCUGCUGCUCGAUGUUCAGUUUUUU